UUACCAAGCCAUCGUGCCGUUGUCACUAACCUCCAAGUCGAAGAAGAAGAAAACAAGGAUAACGGUCGACAAGAUAAGCGAAAUAAAUCAUGGAUACCUCGUUAUCGUCAAUUCGAAAGCUAAAAAAGUCUUCAAAAACAUCCGAAUCGGAAUAUAGUUCGUCCGAUGAAGAGUUGCAGGAAGCCUUUGCGAAAGGAUUGUUGAAGCCAGGUCUCAAUAUUCCGAUCGAAACAAAUAAUAAGCAAUUUAAAAAUUGUGUUAGUCUCAUGAAGCAAAAGUUGAGCGAAAUAAAGCUGAAUUUGCCAUGGAUUGAAAGGCUAGAUAUGGUAAAUGCUCCAGCACCACUGGCACCAGAGUUGGCUCUUCAAAUGCAAGAGCAAGAAGUGAAACGGGCUAAGCAGUUGCAAGGAAACAAGAAAUUACCUCAAUAUGAACCAUCCCAAGAUCCUGUUUUAAAUGACUUUCGGAGGGAAACCAUGUUUCAUCGACAGGCUCAGGGAGCUGUUAUGGAUGGUAUUGCUAGAUUAAAGAAAUUAGGCAUACAAACAUCUAGGCCAGAUGAUUAUUUUGCCGAGAUGGCUAAGUCUGAUGAGCAUAUGCAAAAAGUGCGAGAAAAUUUGAUGAAGAAACAGAUGAUAGCACAAAGAUCGGAAAAAGUGAGACAAUUGAGGCAACAAAAGAAAGUGGCCAAGCAAAUGCAAGUCGAGGCUACUUUGAAAAAACAUGCGGAGAAGAGGAAAAUGUUAGAAGAGGUUAAAAAGUAUCGUAAGGGUAUAAGGCAGGAUCUUGAUUUCUUGGACGAUAAGAAAAAACCAGAGAAGAAACAGCUAAAUCAUAAAAUAAAUCCAAAGGCACAAAUGAAAGCAAAAUUGAAGGCUGAUAAAUAUGGUUAUGGAGGUAAGAAGCGUCGUAGUAAAUGGAACACGAGCAGCAGUUCGGCUGAUAUUUCCGAAUACAGGCGGUCGCAUAAGCCUGGGAAACAAGGAAAGCAGGGAAAAGGUGGUAAAGGUAGCAAAGGAAAACCAAGAUUAGGUAAAAAUCGUAGAAUACAAAUAAAAGCAAAAAGAAAGAUGUAAGAAAGAACUUGAGUGUAAUUGCAGUAAGCUUGAUUCUCAUUUCGUAUAAUUGUAUAUACUUGAGUGGCCAAAAUAGUGCGAAUGGAGUUUUUUAUUAAUAAAUUGUUUGUAUACAAUUACACUC
Molecule: messenger RNA, 1200 nt
Organism: Camponotus floridanus (Florida carpenter ant)
Lineage: Eukaryota; Metazoa; Arthropoda; Insecta; Hymenoptera; Formicidae
Product: probable rRNA-processing protein EBP2 homolog
Exons: 4
Coding region: 90-1076 (328 amino acids)
Biological process (GO): ribosomal large subunit biogenesis; rRNA processing
Cellular component (GO): preribosome, large subunit precursor; nuclear periphery; nucleolus
Source: RefSeq, a predicted model, not a curated record